AUGUCAAAAGGAGUAUUAUAUUCUAACUUCAGAAUUAGAGGUCUUGUUCCAAGAACAUUGGUAAAACAAUUGGAAUUGGAUGUUAAAGUUGUCGAUCCAGAUACCGACGCUGAAAGAUUCGGUUCUAUCUUCCCUUUGAAGAAAUUACCAGCAUUCUAUGACGCUACUGGGUUUAAAUUAACUGAAUCUAUGGCAAUUAAUUACUAUUUAAUUAAUUUAUCCAAUAAUGAAAAAAUCAAAAGAAAAUUAUUGGGGCCUGCUGACAACUUCAAGAUUCAAUCUCAAAUUAUCAGAUGGCAAUCAUUAGCCAAUUCUGAUUUAUUGAUCCAAUUGCUGAAUGCAUUUGCUCCUCUAAGAGGUGAUGUCCCAUACAAUAAGAAAAAUGUUGAUGCUGCUUUGGUCCAAAUUAAGAAAAUCACUGAUAUCUUUGAGGCCAGAUUAAAAGAAUACACAUAUUUGGUCACUGAAGAUAUUACCAUUGCAGAUCUAGUUGCCGCUGCUUCCUUCGUUAGAGGGUUCAAUUACUUGUUUGGCGUAGAAUGGAGAGCUCAAAACCCUGCUAUUGUCAGAUGGUUCAAUACAGUGAUUAACUCCAACUAUUUGAAGGAUGAAAUGACUGACUUCAAAUUUAUUGAAAAACAGUUAGAACCACCACAGAACAAGAGCAAGAAGGAAAAGAAACCUGCUGCUGCUGCUGCUCCAGCUGCCGCUUCCCAAACCUCAAAAGCUAAGAAGGAAACCGCCGAUGCUGAAGCUGCCCCACCAGCUGAAAAGAAACCAAAGCAUCCUUUGGAAGCUCUAGGUAGAUCCACUUUCGUCUUAGAUGAAUGGAAGAGACAAUACUCCAACGAGGAUACCAGACCAGUUGCUUUGCCAUGGUUCUGGGAACAUUACAACCCAGAAGAAUACUCUUUGUGGAAGGUUGAAUACAAGUACAAUGAUGAAUUGACCCAAACCUUCAUGUCUAACAACUUGAUCGGUGGUUUCUUCAACAGAUUGUCUGCUUCUACCAAGUACAUGUUCGGUUCCAUGGUUGUCUAUGGUGAAAACAACAACAACGGUAUCAUUGGUGCUGUUAUGGUUAGAGGUCAAGAUAAUGUUCCAGCCUUUGAUGUUGCCCCAGAUUGGGAAUCUUACAGUUACACCAAGUUGGACCCAACUAACGAAGAAGAAAAGGAAUUCGUUAACAACAUGUGGGCUUGGGAUAAACCAGUUGUUGCUGGUGGUGUCUCUAAGGAAAUUGUUGAUGGUAAAGUCUUGAAAUAA
Vanderwaltozyma polyspora DSM 70294 is the source of this 1266-nucleotide messenger RNA. It is a transcript of the gene CAM1, whose product is annotated as translation elongation factor EF1B gamma. The record is from RefSeq and is a predicted model, not a curated record. NCBI's taxonomy places the organism in Eukaryota, Fungi, Ascomycota, Saccharomycetes, Saccharomycetales, Saccharomycetaceae. Gene Ontology annotation, biological process: translational elongation. Bases 1 to 1266 code for a protein of 421 amino acids. Gene Ontology annotation, cellular component: cytoplasm; nucleus. Gene Ontology annotation, molecular function: translation elongation factor activity. The transcript has a single exon.